Dromaius novaehollandiae (emu) is the source of this 4760-nucleotide messenger RNA. It is a transcript of the gene PAX9, whose product is annotated as paired box 9. The transcript has 4 exons. Gene Ontology annotation, biological process: regulation of transcription by RNA polymerase II; anatomical structure development. The record is from RefSeq and is a predicted model, not a curated record. Lineage: Eukaryota; Metazoa; Chordata; Aves; Casuariiformes; Dromaiidae. Gene Ontology annotation, molecular function: DNA-binding transcription factor activity, RNA polymerase II-specific; RNA polymerase II cis-regulatory region sequence-specific DNA binding. Bases 220 to 1248 code for a protein of 342 amino acids.
GCCCACGUUGCCCCGAGGUUGAAAUGCAGAAGUGAAGGCUCUCGCCGGGAAGCAGACUUCCUCGUAGUGCCUUUCCUCCCACGCCUGCUGCCUCCGCGGUGGAAGUCCGCGAGCCCCGUGGGCUGGCGCGGCCGGGAGCGCGGGCGGCGGGGAGCGCGCCUCUGUCGUUAGGUCUCCGUCUGGGAUUUAGGGCAGCCCCAGAGGUGCCUGCUCAGAGGAAUGGAACCUGCCUUCGGGGAAGUGAACCAGCUCGGGGGGGUGUUUGUCAACGGGAGACCCCUGCCCAAUGCCAUCAGGCUGCGGAUUGUGGAACUGGCGCAACUGGGUAUCCGGCCGUGCGACAUCAGCCGGCAACUGCGCGUUUCCCACGGCUGUGUCAGCAAGAUCCUGGCUCGCUACAACGAGACCGGCUCCAUCCUACCGGGGGCUAUCGGAGGCAGCAAGCCUCGGGUCACCACCCCCACGGUGGUGAAACAUAUCCGGACCUACAAACAAAGGGACCCGGGCAUCUUCGCCUGGGAGAUCCGGGAUCGCCUGCUGGCUGACGGCGUCUGUGACAAGUACAACGUGCCGUCGGUCAGCUCCAUCAGCCGCAUCCUCCGCAACAAAAUCGGGAACCUGUCUCAGCAGAGUCACUACGAAUCGUACAAGCAGCACCAGCCGCCGCCGCAGCCGGCUCUGCCCUACAACCACAUCUACUCCUACCCCAGCCCCAUCGCUGCUGCAGGAGCCAAGGUGCCCACGCCGCCCGGGGUGCCCGCCAUCCCCGGCGCCAUGGCCAUGCCCCGCACCUGGCCGUCCUCCCACUCGGUGACGGACAUCCUGGGCAUCCGCUCCAUCACGGACCAAGCAGUGAGCGACACGUCGCCUUACCCCAGCCCCAAGGUGGAGGAGUGGAGCAGCCUGGGCCGAAACAGCUUCCCCCCCGCGGCCCAGCACGCCGUGAACGGGCUGGAGAAGAGCUCCCUGGAGCAGGAGGCCAAGUACAGCCAGGCACCCAACGGUCUCUCAGCGGUCGGCAGUUUUGUUUCGGCACCAGCCAUGCCUCCUUAUGCUACACCAGCCCAAGUGUCGCCUUACAUGACGUACAGCGCUGCCCCUUCUGGCUACAUGGCAAGCCACGGCUGGCAACAUGCCGGAGGCACCCCACUCUCGCCCCAUAGCUGUGAUAUCCCCGCGUCGCUGGCUUUCAAGGGCAUGCAGGCGGCCAGGGAAGGCAGCCACUCGGUCACAGCCUCGGCGCUCUGAUGCAGGAGCCAGCCCAGGAUGGCCGCCGCGCGGCCGCGCGUUCGUCUUCCCCAGGCCCACCUCAUGGACUGCUCUUUCUCGUGCUGGUGGUAUCUGACAUUUCUCCGCCUGACUUUCCUCCUGUAAGACUUUGGGGAUUGAAAGGGCUGAAAACAACAUCCAAAACUGAGAGAAGUGUGUUGUUGCCCUUGCACUGUUUAAGGAAAGCUCUUGCAUCCCUCAAAGGGCUCACGGAAACUUGUCUGACUCUUUUCUGGUAAAACCACACGUAUUUAUUCUUAAUCAUCACAGACUUUUAAAAUGUGCAAUUGUUAUUAUGAUUUGUGUAAAAAUCAAUAAAGGAAAAUCAUCACAGAAUAUUCUGCUACGCCUCAAAUCAGCAAAGGUGACUACAUGGAAGGUAUUUGCCGAUUGCAUCCAUCUCUAGAGAACAAAGCAUCUUUCCAUGAGGUUACGCAAUCCACUGCUAUUAAGAGAUUACUUUUUGGUCUUUUUUUUGAGUUUUUGGUAAUCAAAUAUAGAACCAAGGCAUUAUGCAGCUCUCAGCUUCUUCUGGCAUUUCAUCAUCGUUACAAAGGCAAUAGUAUGUUUGUAUUUUUAUCCAUUUGUAAAUACAGGCUUUCGAUGGCAUUUGUUUUCACCUCCCAGUACAUUUCUGCUUUUCUUUUCUUUUUUAUUUUUCUUUUGGAAGUUAAAACCUGACUUUCUAGCUGUUUUCUGUGUCCUUGCAUUGUGAGGUGAUAGCCUCAGAUGAUGAGGUUUAGGUAGGGGUUUUUUUCCAUCAUAUUUUUUGUGCCUACAGUGGAGGCUUCAACAUCUCAUGGAACUCAGUUAUUUCUUCAGCAGAGAAUUCAAAGACAGAAAUCCAGCGAAGUAACUCUCCCCAGUUAUACCCAACCUCCCAGAGUCAUGAAACACCACAUCCAUGUUAAGUAUACAAAGGUGGUAAAUAUCUGAACAAAAGUGUGAACGGUAGAGAAAAUGCUAUUAGUGUGAAACUUGUGCAGAGAGGCAGAACAAAACCUUGUAAGUUAAGAAAACCACUGUGAAACAGAAUUGUACUGUCAUUGUUGGCUCACUUGUGUUCAGCAUUUUCAGCCCCCAAAUUAUGUUGUAUUUUUUUUUUUUUAAGAAGAAGUUGUCUUUAAAUUUUUGCUUUAAUGAGUGUAAAAUAUGGACCUUGGUAAAGUUUACAUUGCUGUUCUGAAGUAUUUUUUUUCCUUAUAGGUAUACUGGUGGUGGUGCUACAAACACAGACAUUAUUUAAUAAUAACAAAUUCCCUUUCUGCAUUUCUGUAUCCAGUGGCAAGUACUCUGUCCCAGUUCUUAUUAGAGAGCUACUAUUUUGAUCUUUGGAAAUUUUCCUGUUUUCCUUGGGCAAUAAUAAAGUUCUGAAUAUCAUUCUAGAAUGCUUUCCAGAUGCUGUAGGUAUGUUCAUAAUGUGAACAUGGAAAAAAAAUCUCAUUGGUGUGACAUUUCAUAUCCUUCAUAGAAUAUUAAUAUAUUGUGUAUUUUUAUAGAUCUUGUGCAAUAACUUAAAUUACAUCAUUAGAGAUAAUUAAGACAAAGGAGAAUACUUCAUUCUUCAAAUACUGCUCUAUCUGCCUAUCAUAUUAGACAUCCAUUUAGUAAGAAGGUAAAAUACAGUCCUCUCUUUCUGGAUUUCCAGCUUUUGUCAUGGAGAAAUCUGUGGGCAAAUUUUCGUAACGAUACAAAUAACCAGUACAAAUAUGUAUACCGUAUGUCCACUGAAAUCCAGAUGACUCGACUGGCCAUUGCCACCUUUGCUUUUUGCAUCAAAAAACCCAGCUAAAUGAACAGUACUUCUACAAAGAGCACAGUUACUGUAUCAUGGCCCUAAGGAAAGAGAGAUCUGAUCUUGGGUCUGAUCCUGUAUUCUUAGGCCUCCGUGUAGCAGAGGAAUUCAGCAGCUGUUUAGCUUUAACGAGAUGCUUCAACCAUUGCUAUUCAGUAGGACACUUUCUAAAGAACCAGUUUGAAACUACCGAAUGCAAUGAAAUGUAUGCGCACACAAGUGCAUUUUCAUGCUGCCGUAUUGCUAGUGAUGUGACUGGUGUUAUUCUGCCUUUACACAGUUGUAGCUGAAAUAAGACCAGGGUUCCCCCAGCCUUAAUGCCAUGCAGAAGAAAUUGGUUCAAUGCUAGACAAGCUCUGCUAAAAAAUGAAAUUGAAGAAAAAGAUAAGGAAAAAAAUCAUCCGUAAAUAAAUGAUUUAGUUGGCAACUGGAUUUUAGCUUUCAGCCUAGCUGUUAGACUGGAUUAUAGAAUUACUGAAUGAGUAAGUCUACUUAUUUUUAGCCAUGUACAACACAAGCAACAUACAUCAAAGAAAAAAAAAGAAAAAAGAUGAAAAGCCUUCCAAAGCACAGCUUUUUGAGCUCCAAGGAUUCACAAGCCUGUAACAAAGCGUGCCUAUGUUAAAAGUCUUCAACAUUUUCCUGAGCAACGAGACCUCGCUUCUGGAAUAAAAGUCGUCUUUUCUGAGAUUCCGAUGAGACAUCAGUGUGUUUUGGAAGGAUACUUAGAGAGACAGAUGCUUAGCUUGUAUGAGUUGUUUGAAUUAUCUUGUCUUCAGCUAAACCAGGAUAAUUUAUAAAGUGAGGACAUGAAAGGAGGUAAUUAUUCCUCAGCUGGGAAUACACGAUUCUGAACCAUUUUGUUUUCUGUAUGUGUUUGUUCAGGUACUGCUCUUCAUGCAUCUGCCUGCUAUAAAUAACGCCUUACCCCCGGUGGGAAGUCGGGGGGCUGUGGGCAGAAAGUGUUUCUCAGAGGGAAGAAAGGCACCUGACCCUGGCCCUUGCUGAACUGCCUGUGCUUGACUUUUUUGUGAAUUUUUAUUACAUUUGUUUUCUAAUGUAAAAUUAGCCUGCAGAGUACUCCUUUGCCCGAGGACUUUUCUUACUGUUUAUACUCAUGGGUAAACCAAAAGACACAAUGUGUUAGUUUAUUAGCCAUACAACUUUAAGUCACUUUACAAUAAACAAAGGGGAAAAAGGGAAUUUUUUUUUAAUAAUAAAUAAAGGUCAGUUUCUGCUGUCAGGUAGAGGUACAAAUCUGGACUGAACCCACUGAGGUGAGUCGAUAAACUCUGGAAAUACGCAGCAUAUGUGAGUGCAGAAUUUAAGUUUUUAAUAUUAAAACCUAUACUCCAUUCCUAGAGUGCCAAAUAUUUGCAAAGAAAUCAGCGAUGUCUAAUGCUCCCUUCUGUGACAGUCCUGCUGUUUCCAUGGUCCUGGUGCAAAGGGCCUCUAGUGUAAAUCUGAACCAGGUCCCAUAUUGCACCAGGAGUGGGGCUGGAAGAGACAAAAAAGGCAUAUUCUUCGGUUUGUUUUUUAAAACAGAGCUGUGUUUUCUGCUUUCUAACGGUUCCCUUUUUAAUCAAAGAUCAGGCUGAACUAUUAACUGCAAAGAAAUCAUGUUGGUAAGGAUGUAAAGCAGAAGGCUGUAUAUGUAUAUACAGUAUGUUUAAAGCCUUUUAUUUUUAUAUUUUGA